Messenger RNA from Prunus armeniaca (apricot), 645 nucleotides. NCBI's taxonomy places the organism in Eukaryota, Viridiplantae, Streptophyta, Magnoliopsida, Rosales, Rosaceae. The record is from the annotation of a GenBank genome assembly.
AUGAUUAGUGGGGUUUUAGCUUCAGCUUCCCCACAAGCUGUUUCUUCUCUGCUGUCUAAACCCAGAACCAGCUGCUGUUGCUAUGCAUCCAGCUCUGUUAGUGGUCACAAGCCAUGCUCAUCAGAUCUCAAGCUCCAAAGUUUUGGCUUUUUUGGAACGAAGGGGUCUCAGAGAAGCAGAGUGCAGACCAAUAGUAGCACCGGACCUGGUGGACCUGGCUCUGGUGAUGGUGAUAGCAGGAGUGUUCUGGAUGCCUUCUUCUUGGGGAAAGCUCUAGCAGAAGCCAUAAAUGAGCGUAUUGAGUCCAGUGUUGGUGAGUUUUUGAGCACAAUUGGUAGGCUGCAAGCUGAGCAACAAAAGCAAGUAGAAGAGUUCCAGGAAGAUGUACUGGAAAGAGCCAAAAGAGCCAAAGAGAAAGCAGCGCGCGAGGCCGCGGAGGUGGGACUAGCAAAACCACCUAGAGCGGAAUAUAUAACACCAGUCACAAUCACCAAUGGCGUUACUCAAGUAACUUCAACAACCACGACCAGUAAUGUCACUCCUGUGAAUCAACCCUCAUUGUCUGAGCCAGCUUCCCCAGCAACUGCGAAUGAACCUGGUCCUGCCGACGAAGACACAAUUUUUGGGGUGCCAAUUGAAGAAUGA